GUCCUCUGGUUGAAAGAUGAUGUGCCAAUUUUUAACUCAACGAAAUUUCUAGAUAGCUCAGGCAUGGAUCCAAAUUCCGUAUUUUUACAACAUAAUAUCGAAAUCGAUAAAGAUAAAGAAUGUACGGGUAGCUGUUCGGAUUCGGAGUCUUGCAAGGACGGGUCACAUUGUGUUGAUAACCGAUGUUGCCAGUGUGCAUCGGAAGACUUCACACUCGUUCUGAAAAACCUCACAUUCGAAGAUGCUGGUCGUUAUCGCUGCCAAAUAUCGAAUCAGCCGCAGCAGCUUGAAUUUCAGUUGGAAGUUCUAGAAAGUGGUCUGAAAGGAGGUUUCCACGAGAACAUCAGCUACGACUACAGUGAGUGCUGCGCCAAAAAAGGCAUUUCGCCACUUUGUAAGGCAAUGUGCAAACCAAAAGACAUGCACAUCCAUCACUUCGACCCAACAAGGUAA
Messenger RNA from Gongylonema pulchrum, 453 nucleotides. Lineage: Eukaryota; Metazoa; Nematoda; Chromadorea; Rhabditida; Gongylonematidae. The record is from the annotation of a GenBank genome assembly.